Messenger RNA from Acromyrmex echinatior (Panamanian leafcutter ant), 4387 nucleotides. RefSeq names its product putative Hedgehog signaling attenuator pxb (gene pxb). The record is from RefSeq and is a predicted model, not a curated record. Lineage: Eukaryota; Metazoa; Arthropoda; Insecta; Hymenoptera; Formicidae.
CGCGCGGCCAUGAAGCGACGGUCGUUUCAACAACAAGAGAGAUAAUAAGGGAGAGAGAGUAGAGUGUUUGUGUGACGACAGGCAACAAUAAAGUCAAGAAUCUAGAACGAUCUAGAAAAGUUUCAAUCGCAAACUGACUUGGGUCGAGGUGAAGUUUCGGAGCACCUCGAUGGAUUCUGCAACACCAUCAUUGAUUGGAGUAACACAGUGAAAUAAAACAAGAAGUAGCAUCUUAUCGGUCAAUGUUUCUCGUGUUAAACCUAGUAAGUGAGAAUUUGGCAGAGAUCUUCGUCACCUCGCCUGGAAUUAGGGCAAAUAUUUCGCGCGGCGAAAAGAAACGGGAAGUGCCGAGGAGGUUUCGAUAUACGUCGCGGGAAGUGAACGUGAAAAUUGAGUGAUAGGGGGAAAUAGGGCGGUGGUAUAUUGGCGAGAAAAAGGGAAAGCGGAAGAGGAGUCUCGUUUGCCGCCGGUCGAGUGCGAAAAUUCGUGAUCGUGAGUGAAUGGAUCUCACCGACGAGACUCGCGGUUGCCGAUAUCCCAAGCUAGAAAAUUCAACCUGGUAGCUCGCCCCGAUUAGAUUUUCCACGUCUCGCCGUAGUAAAAGAGAGAAGUUGUCCUUCCGGUCCGCUCCAGACAAUCCGGCGAAUUUCGCCAAUUCCGUCGCGGACGUGAGAAAUCGACUCGGUUGUGAGUAAACUCGUUCGAGAUCAUCCACCUCCGGACGGAUCUUUCAAAUCCUCUCGGAGCAAGUAGAAAGGUACAGCAACAAGGUGAAUCGCAAGAUCCGUGCGAUGAAAACUGACGAGUGAAAAACCACGUUCGACGUGCCUUCGACGAUUACGUUGCUCAUCUCAGGAUAAAAGGAAACGCAGUCGAAGUGCUUCGCGAGUGCGUUUGACUUGGAGAGAGUUCUGUCGCGAGUAACCGUAUGAUUUCUACCCCGUCUUUCCGCGGCAAGCGAGAAAGUACCCGACGCUUUGCCGCCGGUCGGAGUUUACUGACCUCAGCAGUACGGAGUUGGCGACUGCCCUUCGCGACGACGAAGGGAGGCGACUAGACGGCCCUUUGUGCCGACUUCAAGAGUGUCUCGCAACACUGCAAACAGGGCGGAAUUACCUUUCUCGGAGCUGCAUAUGGCUGCCGCAUGCGGCUUUUUAGAUUUCCCUCUAUCGUCUGCGAAGACUCAUCAUCAGCUACAUCAUCUUCGUACCGCACGUCUUCGUGCUGCGUCAUCAACUUUGCGAAGCGAUUUCACGUGUGAGGAUCGACGAGUGAAAUAUCGCCGAGUGAAGUGUCGUGCGAUUUUCCUCCGCAAUCUGUGCCCUUAGUGUUAUCAGCAAAGUAGUUUGUGUGACAACGAGGGAGAGGGUUGCAACGACUUGCAACUCUGUCACGCCGUUCGCGAAAAAGUGUUUCGCGCGAGCGGAAUCAAGUGCAAGGAAAAUCGUCCGCGGCAGAGAUGCGCUCGUAGCGAAUCGACGACUUCGUCACUGCAGUCGGAGCCGGAUUUCUAAGAUUAAUCGGUGAUCUUUUAAUUUUUCAGCACGCUGAGGUGGAGGAUGGAGGAGCUGGAGACGCUGGAGAGCACGGAGUGCCCGGAGUGCCCCGGGCCACCCCCUGAGUUCCGGUUGCCGCCGCCCCCUCGACCGCCCUUCCUCACCGAGGGCACCUUCUGCUCGGAGUCACCCCUCGCCGAGCUCGAAGACUGCGUUGCUAUCCCGAUGAUCGACGCCUCCUAUCAUACAAACCCGUCGUUGCAAAGCACUGCCCUAAUCAUCACCUGCGCGGUGGUCCUUCUACUAAUGGCCGCGAUUGUAUCCGUCGUUUUUUGGAAGCACAAGCGGAAAGUGCAAAACCUGCUGCCGUGUAAGAGCGCAGCGGGCGAUCAUGCGGUGUCGCAUUCGCAGCUGCACAAUCACCUGCCGACGAGUCACGGCCAGGCGCCGACGAUCGAGAUGCUGGACGUUAAGGAUGGCGGAAGAGGGGUGUUCGUCUGCAGUAGCCCCGGUCCUGAUCCUUACACAUCGCAGGACCUUUAUAAUCCUGUCUACGAGGAGCUCAGCAACGGGGACCAUCCGGAGACGGACGAGGAGAGCGAGUUGAAUGCUCGCAAUCGUCUACAUCAUCAUCACCAUCAUCACCGUCACCAUCACCGUACGUCCAGCGCGUCCAAACCAGCGAGCGAGGAUGAAUUCGCCGAGGACGAGCUGUCGGUGGGUGAGCCAUCGGAAGCAAGGAUGCUCACUUCGAGCGGCCCCACCUGGGGUACGUGCCCGGCUGGUGGUAGACCACCGCGCGAACGACGCGGCCGCAGCCCCAGGAGUCUCGAUCGACGCAGACGAGACAAGAAUCACGACAUGGGCGAAUUCCACGAGGGCAUGCUGCUGGACGCGUUGCUUCAACUCUAUCCUAGCGUCGCAGGCGUGGCCGGUACGCGAACGGGCAACGGCAGUACCCAGCGUCAGCAGUCCGUCCCGUCGGUGGCGCACAGGUUACCGUACUUCGUGCCACCCUUGCCGGCUGCACAGGCUCCACGGCUCGAGGAGAACCCUUACGAGAGCGUGCCGGUGCUGGGCCCCCUGCAUCGUUACUCUAGCCAGAACAGGAGCAACAAGGAGCGUUCGCGCAACGGCAAAUCCGGCAACGACAAGUACAAGUACCUGUCAUCGCAGCAACAAUACAGCGGCGACUAUUAUGGUCUGCAGGGCCAGUCCGAUGUCACGACGCCGCUCUACACCCAGGUGGGCGGCGAGUACUCAGACACGUACUCGCAGCCAACCGAUCGGCUGUUCGGUGACGAUAAGUACAGCCAGCCAGUGUAUUACACGAACUCAACCCGAGACUCGGCGUGCGAUCAAGUAACCAAUGCCGGUCGAUUGUAUCAGGGCCAACCUGACAGCAGUUUCGGUAGCGACAGCGGUUACAGUCAUCACACGUCUGGUACCACUGGUACCACUGGUACCAGCGGCACUCGCGGCAGCAAUUCCCGGACGAAUCAUCGCAGGGAUAAGCAACGAAAUUCCCAUCACUCGCAUCAUUCUGCGGAUUACAUUGUGUCCUAAUGGAGGACCGAUCGCGACGUCUCUGAGAGCUCUCUUAAAAAUAUGCUCUCGCUAACAAGAGAAAAAGAGAGACAGAGAGACAGGAUGAGACCUCGUUUCCGUCAUAUUAUUGUCGCGAUAGAAUGAUGAUAUCUAUCAUGCACGUUCGUUAAUGGAGAAAACGGCUGAUGCCGAUUCGGCUGUGCUGAACUGCUGUAUUUUGAUACUUCGACGUCCACAGUUAAGAGUCAAUAAAGGUAUUCUUAUCGCUUCGGCGUAUCAAGUUGCGACGAUCAUGUUGAGCGAUUUGAUCGUCGAAGCGAUGAGGAAACUCGCGAGCAAGUGACAAUUCGGACUUGACGAGAGAAACAUAGUGAUCUGUUAGUGAUUUAUACAUGUAGCUGACACGCAAGACUAUCUAACAAAUUUAUUUGUAAUCCAAUGAGACUCAGGCUGGUACCAAAGGACGCUAACGAUUACUUUUACCUUUUUAGUCUACAAUCCUUUGUAAUUUAUAUACGUAGAGAAAGAGCGUUAACCGCGGAACGAGCGGACUUUGUUCUCGUCGUGAUAUCGUCGCCUGUAAAUCGUGCGACUACCAAUCGCGAGAAUACGCAGAAACAGUGUUAAAAUUAUCUAGGCGAUUCCAUCGUUCUUUCAAGCAAUUCACAGUUUUGUAGACUGACAAACGUGUGAAAUGUUCAAAGUCGAAACCCGCAAAGUCGAAACAAAAAUUUGCAAAUCUGCCUAUUAUAAGAUGAAAUUUGAUUUGUUUUAAAACUGACAUCGAGAAUCGUUAAAUCCGAAAUCUAAGACAUCAAGAAUGCGAUAUUUUUAGACCAAAUAACGAGGUUAUUUAAAAUGAAUGGCGCAAAUUACGAAAUAAGCGGGUAUCGAUUACGGAAUUAUGGCGUUUUUUCCCUUCAGAUUAACCGCCAAUCCACUGCCAAUCCUAUCCUAAAUGGUCGGACAUGUGCAGCCGACCAGCAAGUUUCGUACAAACUUUGAUAUGACAUGUAAUUUUUGUCUCGCCCUCGGAAAAAAACGGAUCCGAUCAUAUGGUAAGGAACGUUAGAUAGUAUCACGCGGUUGUCUAGUCCGAUAAUAAUCACUUUUCAUACCAACGACGCUUUAAAGAGUCUUGUCAAUGUGGCACUCAUGCACGCUGAUGAUAAUCUUGUAACAAUAAAUGCACAGUAAACGCUGAAUUCUCAAAUUAUUUGUAAACAGAAAAACAGAACGAUAUAUGCUGAAAUUUAAUCGCCAGUUAAAUUAUGACAAAAGCAUUAUGCUGUUCUUUAUCAUUCUCAAAAAAUUAUGAAAUUAUUUUAAAAAGAUAUAAUAGA